AUGUGUGAAAAAGUCACGUUUCUCCCACUAAUGAGAAGCUCCACCAGCGUUCUGUUUUCACAUUGGUUGGCGUCCAAGCUGAUCACAAAGAACUUGACUUCCGUCCGAUUCCUCGACGUCGUUCCAACCGAGAGUAGAGUGAAGAGCUCGCCUGGUGCGUUGACAACCAUGAAGACUCCGAUGCUCGAUGUUGGAGUUCUCCGGAGUGAACUUCAUGUGACAUACGACUUCUCUGAAAACAUACAACUUGUAAUCUACAGAAUUUACAGUAUCUACAGUAUCUACAGUAUCUACAGUAUCUACAGUAUCUACAGUAUCUACAGUAUCUACAGUAUCUACAGUAUCUACAGUAUCUACAGUACCUACAGACUUUGCGGAGGCCGAACUGGAUACAAAAAUUUUAGGAGAGGGCGUUUAUUCCAAUACGCUGCGAAGGGCUUCAAUGGUCCUCCCAAUUCUUUCGCGACACUUCCUUUGAUCCCCCAUCUCAUGGAUUACAUCCUCCAAGAUGUGUACCUGCUUGCCGAUUUCCCAGUUUCUUUCUCCCGUGGCCAGACCCAGUUUGAUGUUGGUGGCUUCAAGUAUGUCGACAAGGGUGACAUCCCAUAUCCAGUCCACCACCUCCAUCAUCUCCCAACGAAUUUCCGCCACUUUAUGGAUUUGAGUAGGAGUUGA
Caenorhabditis remanei is the source of this 675-nucleotide messenger RNA. RefSeq lists its product as uncharacterized. Lineage: Eukaryota; Metazoa; Nematoda; Chromadorea; Rhabditida; Rhabditidae. The record is from RefSeq and is a predicted model, not a curated record. Bases 1 to 675 code for a protein of 224 amino acids. The transcript is spliced from 4 exons.